AUGAGUACUAACCUAGACGUGAGAUAAGGAUGCAUGGAAUAGAUCUAAGAAAUAGAUAACCAACAAAAACUCUUAGUUGAACCACAUUACAGAGAUGAUGAAGAACAAUAAGUUGAUCAAUUCUAAGAAGAUGACUAAGUGCCUGUCUAUUCUCCUUAUUAAAUCUCUAUAUUUAGGAAACCAAUUCCUUAAACUCUAGAUGAGUUUCAUCUAGACGAGGAUCUAAAAAAGAAGGUUUGUAUUGAAGAAUGCUCAACCAAUGAGCAAUCACUAGAUCAUCAUGCUAUGGGGGACCUAGAAAUACUAGCUGUGAUGUUAGAAAGAGAAAAUUAAAAAAAGUUCUCGUAUCCAAAAAAUCUUCCAAUUCCAACUAAUGUAGAAGAACACUUUUCUAAUUUGAGAAUGAGGUUCCAGCCAUCCCAGAAAUAAGAAGAAUUUAUAUCUAAUUAUAUAAAAUCAGAUGAUAUCAUGAGAAUUAAAAUUGGAUUAUGUGAUGAGAUUCUUAAUGAUGAAGAGACACUUUAAUUUGAAGAUUGGGUAGAAUAACUUUGCACAUCCACUAAUCAUGAAUCCUUAAAAGAAAUGGCUAGAAAAUAGAAAGUAGCUAGAUACCUUUAAAAAAAACAUAGUCGAACUUAUGAAAAGAAAGUUCACUAUCAUAUUAGAUAAAAGGUAGCUGAAGAGCGAUUACGAGUUAAAGGAAGAUUUGUUACAUGGACAUAAGCAUUAAAAAUGUUGAAUCAACAAGACACAAUUAAAUCAUGGACACAUAAUGAUUACUUUAAAAUUAAAAAUUUGUUAAAUGAAAAGUUUGGAGCUGUCAGAAGUGAAAGAUCUCUAAAUUAAUGAUUUUUAACCUUUUUAUAUUAAAA
This is a messenger RNA of Paramecium tetraurelia, 872 nucleotides long. RefSeq lists its product as uncharacterized. Gene Ontology annotation, molecular function: protein binding. Lineage: Eukaryota; Ciliophora; Oligohymenophorea; Peniculida; Parameciidae. The transcript is spliced from 3 exons. The record is from RefSeq and is a predicted model, not a curated record.